This is a messenger RNA of Onthophagus taurus, 3675 nucleotides long. RefSeq names its product RAD21 cohesin complex component verthandi (gene vtd). Gene Ontology annotation, biological process: sister chromatid cohesion; replication-born double-strand break repair via sister chromatid exchange. The record is from RefSeq and is a predicted model, not a curated record. Gene Ontology annotation, molecular function: chromatin binding; protein binding. Gene Ontology annotation, cellular component: cohesin complex. Lineage: Eukaryota; Metazoa; Arthropoda; Insecta; Coleoptera; Scarabaeidae.
CCAUUUUGACAUAAUCCAGUGUUUACAGUUUACAGUUCUUGUCACACUUUUUAUCAAAGCUUUUUGAGUUUAAAUCAGUUUUAAAAUAAUUAAAAUUUAUUUCUUAUUUGUUUAUACAAGCCUAGUUAUAAUAAAAUAAAGUGUAAACGUUUGUAUUAAACCGGAGUGAAAUGAACGACGAAAGUUGUGACGACAAAUUUUGAAGGAUGAGCUUUUGCUUCAAAAUCCUAACCUUUUAAGUUAUAAAUCUUAAGUUUUAAACUUUGUAAAAUCAAUUAAUAUACACUCAAAAUGUUUUACGCGCACUUUGUUUUGGCCAAAAAAGGCCCCCUUGCGCGUAUUUGGCUUGCAGCUCAUUGGGAUAAGAAACUAACAAAAGCCCAUGUUUUCGAAACGAAUAUUGAGAAAUCCGUCGAUGGUAUUCUACAACCAAAGGUGAAAAUGGCUUUACGGACAUCUGGUCACCUACUUUUAGGUGUUGUACGGAUUUAUUCUCGCAAAGCUAAGUAUUUACUGGCUGAUUGUAAUGAGGCGUUCGUUAAAAUUAAGCUCGCUUUUCGACCUGGCAUUGUUGACCUUCCUGAGGAGCAUCGGGAGGCUGCUCAUAAUGCUAUUACUCUUCCCGAAGUUUUUCAUGAUUUUGACACCAAUAUGCCUGAACUAAAUGAUGUAGAUAUUGAAGCUCAGUUUAGUUUAAAUCAAUCAAGAGCUGAAGAAAUUACAAUGAGGGAAGAUUAUGGUUCUAUGUCGUUAGUUUCAAAUGAUGAUGGAUUUGGUGAUAUGGGGUUUGAUACGGAGGCUCCGGAUUUAAUGAGACACGAUGAGGGAGUUGAGCCAACUUUAGAAGGAAGUAAUUUGUUGUUUGGGGAUGGAUUGGAGAGAGAUAAUGAACCUGGAACAUCUGGAAUGGGUCGGGGAUACUUUAGAAGGGAUGAUGAAACAGAUGAUGGGCGCAAUGUGCGAGGGGAAACAUUUCAUGGAGCUGGAUUGUUUGAGGGAGGAUUAUUUGAUGAUGCUCCAAUGGGCGAAGGGCCUAAUAUUGAAGAAAUGAACCGCGAAAAUUUAAAUUUAAGUCAAAUUGAUCGGUUAAAUCCGAAUUUAAGCCGAUUAGAGCCAGGGUUAACACCAAAUUUGAGCCAAAUGGAACGUUUGGCUUCAAAUUUGACUCAAGAUCCUGUCUUAAAUCCCAACAUUAUUGACCCAACACAUUCAAAUCAAGCUCGGAUAGAUCACGACAGCGAUGAUGACCUUGAUUUUGAUGCCGGUGGUGGCUCACCUGGUUGUUUUGAUAGCGAUGAUGAUGAUGGGGAUUCCCAAAAAGGUUUGGGUGCGUUAAAUCGCCCCGAACAAGGUUUGAAUAGAAAAGAUCAAGAAGGUGGUGUACCAGUGUUAAAUCAAGAGUUCCCUGUUGCUUUUGGAUCAAGACAAGGAGAUGAUUCCUCGGAAUUGAGUCAAUUUCCUUCCGAAUUUUCAGUAAAGCAUUGCCAAAUUUGUUCAAGAGAACCUAAAUCUGAAUUGAUACAACCUUGUUCUAAACAUCCUCUAUCUUGUUCAAAACAUUGUCCAGUUUGUGUGACAAAUCAACCUCAAUCUGAUUUAAAUCAAGAUCCAAAACAAUUGGCGUCAAAACACCAAGACAAUUUUGAUCAAAAUCAACCAGCAACUCCUCAAGAUCAAACGCUUCUCCUUCAAAAUGAAGAGGAAAGUUUUGCUCUUGCCCCUGUUGAUGCAACAAUACUAAAAGGAUUUAAUAAAGCGAAAAGGAAGAGGAAGCUGAUUGUUGAUGAGGUCAAAAAUAUUUCUGGGGAAGAAAUGAAAAAUCAACUAAGCGAUACUACCGAUAUUGUUACAAGUUUGGAUUUAGCCCCACCUACGAAACGCUUGAUGCAUUGGAAAGAAACGGGUGGGGUUGAAAAACUUUUUGCAUUACCUGGAAGAGCGAUACCUGCAAGAUCUUUAUUUGGAAAUUACCAACGUCAUUUAGUAUUAAAACCGAUUGGAACCGAAGACUUUGCUAUGCUUGGCGAUGCAGAUUCUUUGGCACUGGAUCAAAUUCGCGAAGCCGAAGAGCACCAUCAACAAACUCUUGACCCACCUACUCCAGUGCCUGCACGCAGAGGACGUAAAAGAAAAAAUCUUGAUGACAGCAUUGAGAAAACGCCUUUACACCAACCUGAUCAUGACAUUCAAUCAAUCUUGCAUCAUGAAGAAUCUUUGGGCGCAAUUUUAAGGCCGCCCACGCCACUACAACCACCUCCAACGCCUUUAAGAGCACCAACCCCUCUAAGACCAAGUUCUGCCUUUAUGCCACCACCAACCCCGGCUUCUUUGACAUCAACAAUCAUGCCGAUGACACCACAACCGCUUCCACCAGCGAUUCCAACCCCUGAUUUAACUGGUUCAAGUCAAAUUAUUCAUCAACAUCAAGAAGAGUUGCAUCAUAUGGAUGAGAUGCCACAAUUGCAACCAGAUCAGGUACAGAGUUUAUUAGAUGGGCAUCAUCAUCAAGAGGGGGGUUAUAAUAGGGAUAUUUUGGGUGAUGAAACACCGUACCAUGAAGGAUUGGAUGAUUUAAAUGGAAUGACGCAGAUGGAUAAUAUGGGAUAUGGACAGGGUGAUAUUCAAAUGGCUAAUAUGGGUUAUGAUGAACAUAAUGCUGAUGGGUUACCUGGAGGGAUGUCUGAAAGGGUUCAAUCGCCAUGGCAAGGCGAUUAUGAUCUUCCCCAUUCUGCAGAUCCAGCUGAUGAACAACAAGUUGAUGAGUCGGAUGAACAAUUUGAAGAAAGAGUCCUUAAUAAAAGAGCUUAUCAAAUGUUUACUGUUGUUCGAAAGAAACUACAAAAUACCAAUCAAAUAACAACAACGGAAAUGUGCUACAGAAACAACAGGAAACAGGCAUCUCAAAAGUUCUACAGUCUUCUUGUCUUGAAGAAGUUUCAAGUUUUAGAUUUAGAGCAAAAUGAACCUUAUAGCGAAAUUUUUGUCAUAAAAGGACCAAAGUUCGAUUGUCCAUCGUUAUAAGUUUUUAUGGUAAUUAACAAUUUUCUCCUUUUUUUUUUUUCAAAUCUUUACCUUACGAAUCAUUCUUUUUUACUUUUUUUUUUUAUUUUUGAGCAUUAUGUGUACAUACGAACAUAUCUAUGUAAAGGUAAGUGUUAAUGAGUUUUGAAUAUGAUUGAUUUCUAUUAAAAAAAUAUAUUAAUAUAAACAUUUUUGAUGUAAAUAAGUAAAUAAUGUUAAAAAAAAAAGCAUUCAAGAUUAUGUUAAAUUUGACAAUUCUUUAGUUCAUAUUAACUAGUUAGUCAAUUUAAAUCAGUCAUUUUAAUUAAAAUUUGAAUCAAAAUUGAAAAAAAAAAAACAAGCAAUUUUGGUUCAAAAUUUCUUUAACUUUGGCGCAGUUUAUUAUAGUUAUCUUCGAGAAUUCUUAAAUGAAACAUUUUCUUGAAUAAUAAUUAAAAAAAUAAAAAACAUUUUGUUGUAGUUUAAGAUUUAACCAGAGUUGUAAAACCUUUAAAGUUUCAGAUUACUUAUACUUUUUUCAAUAUUUAGCUAUGUUACCUUCAUUUUUACCCACUUUAUAUUCAUCGCCUCAUAUUUUAAGUACUUUAAGUAUUAUUACUAUAUGAUAUAUUUUUUGAUUUUUGUAAUGAAACACCUAAUUUUUUUUUCAAAUUU